GACCCGGGAGUGUUUCCCAGCUCUCCCCAGACCAGAACCUGGACUUCCAUCAGGACCGACUCGGACCCCAUCCCCAGUCUGGACCAGGAUGUGGACCUUCCUGAUGAUGGUGGUCCUGCUGGACCUGAACCGGGCCACAGCUGUGAGACCAGAACUGAGAUCAGCUGGGAGACGGAUCAGGAGGAUGGAGGCGGACUGGAAUGUAACAGGCCGGUCCAGCAUCUCUCAGGUGUUGGUUGACCUGGACCAGCUGGAUGCGUCCACGAUGUCUACUGUUGUGGACACGCCCCAGCUGAUGACAUCCUCCUCUUCUUCAUCCUCCUCAUCCUCAUUGUCUUCAGAGUCCAGCCAGAGUUCAGAGGGAGUUGAACUGCAGCAGCAGCUGGAGCCUCCGAACAUGGAGAACACGGCCCUGGAGCAGCUGGACUCGUCAGAGGAGAGCUCGGAGCUCCGCCCACCCCUCAGUCUGAGGCACCACCAGCUGGUUUCUCUGGGAGAGGGAGGAGCCAUAGAAGAGGGCGGAGCUCAGAAGAGUCACAGCACUGAAGUGGGUGGAGCCAACACAAAUGAGCUGGUGGGUGGAGCUAAACAGGAUGAGGGUGUGGCCUCUAAGGAGAAGCUGCUGGACGACAGCUUGGAGCAGGUGGACCACCUCCCCUUCCACCUGCAUGAUGACCACAGCGAGGAGGCGGGGCUUGAGCUGGCCCUGUAGCACAGCCCCCUUACACAGCAAGGAGGCGGGGCUUGAGCUGGCCCUGUAGUUCAUUCUCUGCCGUGUUUUUAGCUUUUAUAAUAUUCAUUUAUCUGAUGGUGUUGAAGUAACUUUCUGUGCAGAAUCUGUUGAUCAUGUCUGAAUCCUGAAUAAAUGAUUCCUCAUGAA
Oryzias melastigma (Indian medaka) is the source of this 880-nucleotide messenger RNA. RefSeq lists its product as uncharacterized. The coding region runs from base 89 to 712 and encodes 207 amino acids. The transcript is spliced from 7 exons. Lineage: Eukaryota; Metazoa; Chordata; Actinopteri; Beloniformes; Adrianichthyidae. The record is from RefSeq and is a predicted model, not a curated record.